CUCGAUUCGCUUUGGAAGGUAUAAAACACCAUAAGAAAUUUCCGAUGAAAUCCUCCACUUUUACUUAAGGAGAAACAGCAAACUUCCUCAACAGAGCCCAGGCUUAUCAAAUUUGCGAAGACACAGUGUGGAAGAUUGCCAAGAAAGAGUCUGGAAUUCCAUUUCGUCGUCUCAAAAUGACGGUCACUGUCUUGAAAAAAAGCUUUCUCUUGAGCUUCCAUGGAAACCCGGUACCUCUGCGUUGUUCAAGACGAGCUUUAUGUCAACUGGCAACAUCUUUUUCACCAUAUUACAGGAUUUUGCAGUCGCAGGCCUCCAAAUUUUGAAUCAUUCCAUCGGCCUGGAUAGACUAGUGGCUGGAGUUUCUAGGCGCAAGGGAGAAAUUGAUGAGGGUGAGAUCGAAAUCGAGCGAAAUGGGAGCGACGGAUGGAGUAUUAAAAGCGAUGAUCCCCAGGAGAGCGUAACGGUGGCUCCAGAGGGUAGUUCAAUUUCAAACCUAGAUGUACUAGGAAAAUACCGUUAUCUCGACCCAACGAGGCAUAUAACUAUACCAGUUACAAAAGGCGUGUGAAUGAGAGACGAUAUCGUUCUCUAUGCUUGCUGUGUUGUGAAAGCUGAUUCAAUGACUGCUCUUCAGUAUAAGAUGGAGCAUGUGGACAUACUCGCAGACCGCGUAGAG
Molecule: messenger RNA, 679 nt
Organism: Penicillium brasilianum
Lineage: Eukaryota; Fungi; Ascomycota; Eurotiomycetes; Eurotiales; Aspergillaceae
Source: the annotation of a GenBank genome assembly